Ogataea angusta is the source of this 1119-nucleotide messenger RNA. RefSeq lists its product as uncharacterized. Gene Ontology annotation, molecular function: alpha-1,2-mannosyltransferase activity. The transcript has a single exon. NCBI's taxonomy places the organism in Eukaryota, Fungi, Ascomycota, Pichiomycetes, Pichiales, Pichiaceae. Bases 1 to 1119 code for a protein of 372 amino acids. The record is from RefSeq and is a predicted model, not a curated record. Gene Ontology annotation, cellular component: Golgi apparatus; membrane. Gene Ontology annotation, biological process: protein N-linked glycosylation; cell wall mannoprotein biosynthetic process.
AUGGCCAAGUUCACGAGGCCGAUCGCCAUCCUCAGCAUAGUUUUGGCCCUAGCGUAUGUGUUUCAGGGCCAGCUUCUGGCCAAAUACGCGUCGCCGCCGGCUGUGGAGCCCGCUGCGCGCGAAAACGCCACCUUUUUCAGUCUCGUGCGCAACUCUGAGCUCCCCGGCAUGUUGCAGAGCAUCAAGAGCGUAGAGCAGCGAUUCAACAACAGGCACCACUACCACUGGAUUUUCGCCAACAACGAGCCGUUCACCGACGACUUCAAGACGGCUGUCGCGGCGAUGUGCUCGGGAACGGUCGAGUUCAGCCUCAUUCCGCCAGAGCACUGGGACUAUCCAGAAUGGAUCGACCAGACACACGCGGCCGAGGUGCGGCGCCAGAUGAGGCGCAAGGGCGUCAAGUACGGCGACAACGAGUCGUAUCGCCACAUGUGCCGCUUUUUCUCGGGACUGUUCUACAGGCUGGACGCGCUCAGGCCGUUCCGAUAUUACUGGCGAGUCGAGCCGAACGUCGAGUUCCGCUGCAACAUCGCGUACGAUCCGUUUGAGGUGAUGCGCACACAGGAAAAAGUGUACGGGUUCACGCUCACGCCGCUGGAGCUGCACACCACGGUGGCCACGCUGUGGAAUGCCACGCAGGAGUACAUGCACCAGUACCCGGACCGCGUGGCUGCGAACAACAACAUGGCGUUUCUGACGGACGACGACGGCGAGAGCUUCAACAUGUGCCAUUUCUGGUCGAACUUUGAGAUCGGCGACCUCGACUUUUUCCGCAGCGAGACGUAUACGCAUUUCUUCGACUAUAUGGACCGCAAGGGCGGCAUUUUUUAUGAACGGUGGGGAGACGCGCCGCUGCACACCAUAGCGGUGUCGAUGCUGCUUCCGUACACCAAGCUGCAGUACUUUGCGGGCACCGGGUAUUAUCAUGCGCCGAAUCUGCAAUGCGACGGGCCAAACUGGCUUCAGGAGCAGAAUGAGUGCAUUUGUUUUGCGGACGACGAUUUCGCGUGGUCGGGCGGAAGCUGUUUGACGAAGUUCUUCGACGUCCACCAGCUGGAGCGUCCAGAGGCGGCUCCCACGACCCCGUACACGCCCAUCCAUAAGCCUAGCAAAUUAUAG